GCUGGAGGCUGGAGAUUCACUUUUCUGAGGACAGUGAAAAAAGCGCUCUGGACCCUAACCGCGAGACGUGACAAGAGAGACCUUCGAGCGCAAGCAAUCGCAGGCAGUUUAACCGUGGUGGAUUGUUACAGCAGUAAAAUGCCUUUAGGAGAAGAUGGCAAUGACUGGAAAAAGAAAACUGCAGAUAUUAAAGAGAUUUACGAUUUCAAGGAUGUCCUGGGGACGGGUGCCUUCUCGGAGGUUGUUCUAGCAGAAGAGAAGCGAACAAAUAGGCUUGUUGCCAUCAAGUGUAUCACCAAGAAAGCCCUGGAGGGCAAAGGGAACAACAUCGAGAACGAGAUCGCCGUCCUUCACAAAAUUAAACAUGCAAACAUCGUUUCUCUGGAGGAUAUCUUCGAAAGCAAAUCCCACCUGUACCUCGUCAUGCAACUGGUCUCUGGGGGUGAGCUCUUCGACAGGAUUGUUGAGAAGGGCUUCUACACAGAGAAAGAUGCCAGCAAAUUGAUCCAGCAGAUCCUGGACGCUGUCAAGUACCUGCACGACAUGGGCAUCGUGCACCGGGAUCUGAAGCCAGAGAACCUGUUAUACUACAGCAUGGAUGAAGACUCAAAGAUCAUGAUCAGUGACUUUGGAUUGUCAAAGAUCGAAGGGUCUGGAAGUGUGAUGUCCACAGCCUGUGGGACUCCAGGAUAUGUGGCGCCUGAAGUCUUGGCUCAGAAGCCGUACAGUAAGGCAGUGGAUUGCUGGUCUAUAGGAGUCAUUGCCUAUAUCCUUUUGUGUGGUUAUCCACCAUUUUAUGAUGAGAACGAUGCCAAGCUUUUUGAGCAGAUACUGAAAGCGGAAUACGAGUUUGACUCUCCGUACUGGGACGAUAUCUCAGAUUCAGCCAAAGACUUCAUUGUUCACUUGAUGGAGAAGGACCCAAGAAAGCGGUACACUUGUGACCUGGCACUGCAGCACCCCUGGAUUGCUGGAGACACCGCUCUGGACAAGAACAUCCACGAAUCUGUCAGUGCUCAGAUUAAAAAGAACUUUGCCAAAAGUAAAUGGAAGCAAGCGUUUAAUGCCACGGCUGUCGUGCGUCACAUGAGGCGGCUGCAGCUGGGCACCAGUCAGGAGGGUCCGAGCCAGAACACGCCCAGCAGCCCCAGCCAUGGGGAGCUGCUAGUGCCAGAGGGGGCAGAGGACAACGGGUCACACUGCGAUAGGAAGUGUUCAGAGAAAUCAGAGGAGAGCGCAGAGCAUGACUUGCUGCCAAACUGCACCUUCCGCUGCCAUCAAGCCAGCCAGGUCUGAGCAGAGAAUCUGCACUCCCACAAUCAGCAAACACUGGAGCCCGGAAUCCCAGUCUGGCCAGGAAUAGAGUUAUAUCAGCACCCUCCAGCAGGGGGAGGUGAUGUUAAAAGAAUACAGGGUGGGGAGGGACAAUUUGCCAAUGAUGUAAGAUGAUGGAGGGAACAUUUGUUUAGGUUGGGGUUUGGGGUAUAGGGAUUGUUUGGUGGAAAGGGUAUUGUGGU
This is a messenger RNA of Polyodon spathula (Mississippi paddlefish), 1517 nucleotides long. Its product is annotated as calcium/calmodulin-dependent protein kinase type 1-like. Gene Ontology annotation, cellular component: intracellular anatomical structure. Lineage: Eukaryota; Metazoa; Chordata; Actinopteri; Acipenseriformes; Polyodontidae. Bases 139 to 1296 code for a protein of 385 amino acids. The record is from RefSeq and is a predicted model, not a curated record. Gene Ontology annotation, biological process: peptidyl-serine phosphorylation. Gene Ontology annotation, molecular function: ATP binding; calcium/calmodulin-dependent protein kinase activity; calmodulin binding. The transcript has 12 exons.